Rana temporaria (common frog) is the source of this 1735-nucleotide messenger RNA. It is a transcript of the gene B3GNT4, whose product is annotated as UDP-GlcNAc:betaGal beta-1,3-N-acetylglucosaminyltransferase 4. Gene Ontology annotation, cellular component: membrane. Gene Ontology annotation, molecular function: hexosyltransferase activity. The transcript is spliced from 2 exons. The record is from RefSeq and is a predicted model, not a curated record. The coding region runs from base 498 to 1592 and encodes 364 amino acids. NCBI's taxonomy places the organism in Eukaryota, Metazoa, Chordata, Amphibia, Anura, Ranidae.
AUCUCCCCUCUUAGCAUUCAAGUCAGGCAGCGGCGUUCACAAUGCGAUCCGGGCUCCUUUGUGCUGCUGGCCGCCUGUGAUUCCAGGAGCAGCUCUGGGUUGCUAGGAGGGGACAUCAUAAAUCCCCAUUUAUAAAAGGCGAAGAUAAAGCAGACAUGACUGUGCUGAGGCUCAGCUCUGGGAAAAAAUGUCCCCCUGGCAUGCCUUGACCCCUGCCCCGGCCACUAACGGGUUACUAGCAGCUAAUGAUGCCACCUGUCAUCUGCGGUACAUAGAUGACAAUUAGAAUGUGCCUGCCUCGCCUCUCUCCGUCCCCGGGGGAUUAACCUGCAGCAGCAGCUCAGUGGAUGUGGGGAAGGUCGGUGUGAUCAAAGACCCGACUCUACUACAUACCUACCUACCUACCUGCCUGGAGGACGGCUGGAGCAUGUGUGUGUCCCCUGAACAGUCAUGAGCCUGCCUGCUGAUACCUAGAAUAGGCCCAAUCUCUUGCAGAGAUGUUUCUACGACUGCGAAGUCUUAUCCUCUACACAUUAUCCUUGUCUGUGUUUGGGCUUUUCAUCUACUUUAACAAAGAACCGAAAUCAAAUUUAAAGUCUGUUGCCCCUGACAAAAGGGAAGCACAAAGGCAAGAAUUUAUCUUCUGGGCUCCUGCAAAGACGAAACCCAUCCAGUGUUAUCCAGAUCUAUCUACUCUCAACUACUCUUCUUCCUUCCCAGAACCUCAUCGCUUGUUCUUAAUGUACAAACACUGUCGAAACUUUUCAACACUGCUCAACACCAAGGAAUGUGAGAAAGAUACUUUCUUAUUGUUGGCCAUCAAAUCUCUUCCAAUCAAUAUAGACAGAAGGAUUGCCAUAAGAAACACCUGGGGGAAAAGGCAAGAUUUUCGCAACAAAAAAAUUAAGCUGGUGUUUUUGCUUGGAAAGACAGAAUUCAGUAUACCAGCUCAGUCACUUGACCAGUUGCUUUCUUAUGAACACAAAGAGUUUAAUGACAUUGUCCAGUGGGAUUUUAUUGACAACUUUUUUAACCUCACACUAAAGGAGCUCUAUUUUUUGAGGUGGUUCACCAAUAGCUGUUCACGUGCCAGCUUUGUCCUGAAGGGUGAUGAUGACGUCUUCAUUAAUACAUACAACAUUUUGGAGUUUCUUGAUGAAAUGGAUCCUGAGAGUGAACUUUUUGUUGGGGAUGUAAUCAGCAAGGCCAUUCCCAUCAGGAACACAAAAGUGAAAUAUUUUAUUCCACAUGAAAUGUACAAUGGGAGUCACUACCCUUUAUAUGCAGGUGGAGGUGGCUAUGUAAUGUCCAGAAGGACUACUCAACACCUUCUUGGCAUAGCUGAAACAAUGGAACUGUUUCCCAUUGAUGAUGUGUUUGUUGGGAUGUGCCUUGAAAAAAUGAAUGUAACGCCACAGUUUCAUGCAGGGUUUAAAACUUUUGGCAUCCGUAAACCAGUCAACCCAUUCGAUCCGUGUUUGUAUAAAGGGCUCAUGGUAGUGCACAAGCUGAACCCUACUGAGACAUGGAUUAUGUGGUCUUUGGUGAAUGACAAUAGAAUGCAAUGUGCACAGUCAAAGAAAACUCUAUAGAUGCACACAAAUGUAUAUUUUCUUUUAAAAUGAGUAAUGGAUUAGGCAAGGAAAAGAACAAAUGCCUUCUAAAUAUCUACAGCUUUUUAAAUUCAAUUUGCCAGGAUUGCAUAGGCAAUGGGUAGUUAGGCAACGGGUAGUUA